This is a messenger RNA of Phalaenopsis equestris, 746 nucleotides long. RefSeq names its product WAT1-related protein At5g45370-like. Gene Ontology annotation, cellular component: CCAAT-binding factor complex; plasma membrane. Gene Ontology annotation, biological process: regulation of transcription by RNA polymerase II. Lineage: Eukaryota; Viridiplantae; Streptophyta; Magnoliopsida; Asparagales; Orchidaceae. The record is from RefSeq and is a predicted model, not a curated record. Gene Ontology annotation, molecular function: DNA-binding transcription activator activity, RNA polymerase II-specific; RNA polymerase II cis-regulatory region sequence-specific DNA binding; protein heterodimerization activity. Bases 90 to 641 code for a protein of 183 amino acids. The transcript has 3 exons.
CAGGUGGUCGACUGAUUGGGAGAGCGGGCUGCUGGGGUGACUCCGGCGAUGGCAAUUUUUUCUUCUUCCGUCAACUAUAGUUUAAUAGCAUGGUCCAACAAAAUAUUGGGACCGGCUUUGGUAGCGUUAUACAAUCCUCUUCAGCCCGCGAUGUCUGCCUUUCUGUCAACAAUGUUUCUCGGAAGCUCCAUCUACCUUGGAAGGUGAAGAUAAUGGAUGAAAACUCAGACUCAAAUAUUACGACGACAGCCAAAGAUGAAGGGUGCAGAAAUGUGCAGGAUCUUCUACUGCCAAUUGCAAAUAUAGGAAGAAUUAUGAAGCAAGCUCUACCAACCAAAGCUAAGAUUUCAAAAGACGCAAAGCAAACUAUGCAAGAGUGUGCAUCGGAAUUCAUAGCCUUUAUAACUGGGGAAGCUUCUGAUAAGUGUCGCAAGGAAAAUAGACAAACUUUAAGUGGAGAAGAUAUAUGUCAUGCCAUGAAAUUACUUGGGUUAGAUAAAUAUGCUUGUUCUGCUAAAAGUUACCUUCAAAAGUAUAGAGAGCAUUGUGAGAAAUCAGAAGCCAUUAAAAAUACUGAGCCCAUGGAAACUGAUAUGACAGAUAUGUUACAAAUAUAUUGCAAAAGCAACCAGCACAGCUAGAGAUUGUAUAUACAGUCAUUCCUAUACGUUGCAAUUAAAGAAAAUCAAAUAGCUUUUAGGGAAAAAUAAUGGGAGAGCUUAUAGCUAGUAUGGCCUUUCUAAAGU